UUUCUUUGUCUUUCCUUUUCACCGACGGAUGGCGAGCAUUAAAUUUUACUUGUCGAUCCAGAUGACUCGGUGUUACUGCUACUAGUCGUGUCAGCUCAGAACAACUGGAGCUCGCACUAGUCGAGUCUUUGUUCCUCAAUAUUUCAGCAGCAUACUGAUUUCCAGCGAGGGUGUACUCCACGUAACCUGACCAGUUGUAGUACGUAACGUUGUCCGGUGAGACAAUAAAGUCGCGAAAAUAAUGGGUCCUCUGCUUUUGCCCGGUGUUGUUUUGGCAAUCGUGGUAGCAUUUGGUGCUAUUCUAUGGUACCUUUUCAAGUCCGCUGAAGCCGACUCAACUCCAUUCUAUCCAGACGAUAAUGAGGGAAGUGAUGGAGGCUCCGAAACAUCCAAAAAUCGUACGAAAAAGCGCCCGUUUCAACCCAGAAGAAGGAAUAGAGAGAGAACUACCCAUCCUGUUGAAGAAACUCCUCAAGCGGCUCGUCUGGAAGAGCGGAACACACAUGCAGGUGCCAAUGUAGCCAAAUCGGCUACAACAACCGCGAAAAAACCAGCUGGUGAGCGUAGUCCUCCUGCUCGGAAAGGUGCUGCUGCUGCUGCUCCUACUCCUACUAUUGCCCCCACUUCUCACCCUGUUUCUCGUCAAGCAUCUGACCCGGUACUACCAGGCAAAUCAAGGAAAGUCUCCUUUUCUGAGGAUGCUGUAACGGAAGCAGCUGGUCAGGAAACCAGGACCACUGCGGUACCCACUGCUUCAUCGAAUGGAGUCUCUCCUCCUUCGGUCCCGUCUGCGAAAGCCAACAAAGCAGCUGCCAAGUCAUCAUCGUCAACGAAGGUGAAGAAUCCAGCGAAGAGCAAACCUUCGCGAUCAGCUGCCAGCGCCUCUGUUGCUUCUAAUGUCGAUGAAUUGGCCCGUGCCAUUGAGCGUGCUAACCUUUCUGCUAGUGAUGCGCAGGAGCUAGUCGACGUCUUGCUGAGUGCUUCCAGCGGCGGUGCGUCUGAGUGGAUGUCCCGCGGCAGCCAUGGCCGCACCGAGGAGACCCUAGAGUCAGUGCGCAAAGCUCGCACUGAGCUUGCUGCACAGCUGGAGGAGGAGCGCGCAGCACACCGUAGCUUGCUAGCGAGCAGUAAGGAUAGGCGAGCUGAGUCCAUCGAGGAGAUGCGACAGAUGAAGUUUAAGCUGGAGGCGGUGCAAAAGGGCUUUGCACAGAAGACGAAGGAGGCUGCUAAUGCAUUGGCGCGUGUUCGAUCUAUGGAAGAAGAGCUUGAUGCAAAGAGUGCACUGCCUGCAACUGCUGAGGCUGGCCGCUAUAUUGCGGAGAUCAACCACUUGAAGUCGGAACUGGAAGGAGCUAAUACUCGUUUGGCUAGUUCAAUGGCUGAUUCCAACAAUGUCAAACAGGCUGCCAAGAAUACUGAAGCAACUCUUAACAACCAGCUGCAGCAAGCCAAGAGCAAUGCUGAGAGGCAGCAGAAGCGUGCCCGUGAUCUGGAGAAACAACUUCAGUCAGAACCUAAAGCUGGAGUGGAGGCAACUGCUGUGCAAGCUCAGAAUGAUGAGCUUCGUCAAAGAAUUGCUACAGUAGAAGCUGGUGUGUCAGAGCAGAUUGCUGCUGUGGAGAGCAGCAAAUCAAAGGAACUCGUUGCUCUGGAAAAGAAGAAGGCUGAGGAACUCGUUGCUCUGGAAAAGAAGAAGGCUGAGGAAGUCGUUGCUCUGGAAAAGAAGAAGGCUGAGGAACUCGUUGCUCUGGAAAAGAAGAAGGCUGAGGAGCUAGCUGCAGUGGAAAAGAACCUGUCCGUCAGAAUUGCCGACUUGGAAAAGAGCAAACAAGAGCUGGUCACAGAAUUGCAGAGUGCCAAGACUGCUUCCAAUGGUCAUCAUGUUGAGGAGACUCAAAGUGCUGACCCAGCACUCGUGACGGAAAAGGACGAGGAGAUCUCGAAGCUGAAGAAGAGCCUGGAGUCUUGGAAGACAGAUGCAAAGAAGUUUGAGGAGAGACUUCUGGCUUCGAAUGCCAAGAACGCUGAGCUUCGUGAGACAACGUGGCGAGCAAAGGACGAGGCAGCGCUUGCACAGAAGAAUGCGAAGGCCGAAGUAAAGAAAUCGAUUGAUGGUUUCAAGGCAAAGCAGCGUGAAGAAACAUCAGCUGAGCGUGAUGCAGUUACAAAGGAGCUUAGAGACCUAUGUCCGAGCGUGGAAGUAUCGAGCGACUGCAAGACGCUCACAAGCUGGGUGCAGUCAUUUGUGGAGAAGGCAGGCCAGGAAAAAGCCAGCACUGCAACAUCUGCUUCAAGCUCCUCUGCCGAGUCUACUGAAGAGCUAGAGCGUUCCCGUGAAAGGCUAAGUGCGGCGGAGGCAGAAGUUGAAUCAUUGAAGUCUCGCUGUGAGGAGGCUGAGGAAGUCUUGGCACAGACCACGAGUACCCUGGCUGGUAUCCAAAGCCAGGUCGAGGCAGAGGAUGACAAGCAUAUGGAUAAGCUUCAGUCCUUGGAAGCAGAUUUUGAUCGAGUGGAAGCAUCGAAAAAGAAGCUCCAAGAACAGCUUGAUAGUGCAGAGACAGAGCUUGCACAGGCGAAGAACGGUCAGAAACAAAUCCACAGCCUGAGGAAGGAGCUGGAGCAAUCUAAGAAUGUCAAUGAUGACAUGCAGAAGUUCCUUCAGCAGACUAGCACGCGCCACGAGGGUCAUCUGAAGGAGAGUGCUGAGAAACUGCGUCGGGCCGAAUCACAGCUGUCUAGCUCCAAGUCUAGGAUGGAGGUGGCUGAGCAGAAAGCAAAGGCAGCGGAAGAGGCACUGGCCAAGCACCGUAGUGAGCAAACUGAAUCUACGACUGUUAUCGAGCAGCUGAGGAAAGACAUAGAGACUUCCUCAAAGGAAAGAGAAUCACUACAGAGUCGAUGUGCUGAGCAAGAGACUGCUUUGCAGGCAGCCCGUCAAGAGGUAGAGGAGGCUGCUAAAGAAAAGAGGACCUCGGUUGACGAUGUCAAUCAGAUGGUCUCUAGUUUGAAUGAACUGCAGACCGCCAUGUCAAAAUUAGAAGUAGAAAAGCAGGAGCUUGCCGAGCAGCUGAGAAACGUCCUCAAUGCAUCGGCAUCAGCAUCUACAGACGUCUGAAGUAUUAGUUGCGCAACAGCGCUCUUGUGUCUAUUGUAUGUUCGUGAAUAACAAUCCAACUAUGAUGUUUUGUCUGCUUUUUUCUUCUAUUUUCUCCUUUUCUGCUCCUCUCAAUAUUUGUGAUUUCCCAACCUCCCGUAACCCUUCCCAACCACCCAGAAAUAUUUUAUGGGAGAAAUUUCUCCUAAAAUUCCAUUUUCCUACAUUAUCAUUUGCACUUGUCUAUUUGUGCUGUCAUUGUGUAUUUCAUUCAUGCUUUCAAGUAAUCACUGAAUGUCCGCUUUGAUUUGGAAUGUCUGGCUAGCAAGCUUGGGGAAAGACAUGUUUGCAGCGCAAUGUCCCGGUAUUAGCAACACUACUAAUAAUAGUAGUAGUCAUCGUAGCACGUCCAGCAGGGCUCGUGUCUGCUUCAUUAUUUCGUGGCCUUUUAGUUCCGAGCGGUUUUAGAUUGUUUCCCUCCUUUUGCUACUGCUACCUUUUACUGAUUUCUUAUUCUUUUCUCUAUCUUUCUCAUAUGGCUUUGUUUGCGUCUCUUGCCAAGAUUUUUUUGCUGGCACCCCUCUUCUUCUUUUCUAGAACAGCCAGCUUCUCUUCUUUUUACGUUAACAUUGUUGUUGAGUAGCCGUUCCAUUUCAAAGGUGCAACUUAGCCGGUGGCUAUGAGUUGUAUUCCAGAUGCUGUUUGUGUUAGAGUUCGGCCGGGACUCUGUGUUUUCUUUCUUUUUCUAGAAUUUUGUUGACAUGGUUGCUGAUACUGCCCAUUCUAGGCUCAACUCUUCUGUGUAUCUUAUGCCUGCCAAGAGAACCCGACUUGUAACAUGUGCA
Sycon ciliatum is the source of this 3939-nucleotide messenger RNA. RefSeq names its product myosin-2 heavy chain-like. The record is from RefSeq and is a predicted model, not a curated record. The transcript has 15 exons. Bases 242 to 3115 code for a protein of 957 amino acids. Lineage: Eukaryota; Metazoa; Porifera; Calcarea; Leucosolenida; Sycettidae.